UAGCAACUUUUUGUUAUUGUUGGUUUUUUCUCUUUUUGCAGUGUUUUGUUGAGUGUGUGUGCGUUCGUGUUUACAAAAAUUUAGUCAUUGAAAAUUAAACAAAUCUUAAAAAACAAGAAUUUUAAAAUUCAAUCAGAAAAAAAUCUCUUUGGAAAAAAUGGUACGUCGCAAGGCAACCUCACCAUCAAUGAUGCCAGCCGGAGGAGCGGAAGCAUCCGCAACAACAACAACAAUGCCGGCAUUAUCAUCAUUGCCGUGUAACCUCCUCAUGUUUCUGGGAUUAUUUGCCAUUGUCAUGCAAUGUGAUGCACGUGCGGUAAAUGUCAGCAACACUUGGACAAUGCCACAGGAGGGUCUUAAUGUCUUCUACCGUUUCUUUCGAGAUCGGAUAUCAUGGUUCGAAGCAGAUGCUGUUUGUCAAUUUCAUCAUGCCAAUCUGGUGACAGUCGACAACAGUUUUCAAUUUGAUGCAACCAGAGACCUUUUACGAGAAUUAGAUGUUAACGACAUCGUUUGGAUUGGUCUGAUGAGACCGCAAAGCUCGGAUCGUUUUAUGUGGUCUAGCAACUCUCGACCUUUGGUGGCUGACACCGGUUAUUGGGCCGAAUCUUUGCCCCUAAUGGAUGCACCUCUGUGUGCCGUUAUUGAUCCCAUACGUGAUUAUCGUUGGCAUGCUCUGCGUUGUGGUGGUCCGGAGACAGCAUCGUUUUUGUGUGAAAUGCCAGUACCAACUUGGGCUGAUGUUUGCAUCCUCAAGGAUAUGCCAAAUUUAACAAUGCAAUAUAUGGCCGAUACAGCAAGCAUUGAACUUAUACGCAAUUGCCAGGAAGAGGGUCUAUUGCGGACAACAUGUCAAGGAAAGCAGGAUCGCGAACGAGCUCUCCAGGAUCUGAUUUGUCCACGCGAACGUCUUGAAGCUCAGCGUAUCAAUGACAUUACCAAUUCCCAUUUUAAGUCGCUGCAAAUAAUCAACAGCAUACCAUCGGAUAAUAAUGAGAAUAAUGACAUUGAACUACUGCCCAUGGAUGUCAACUAUGGCCCUUCACAUUAUAGCCCCGAAGAAGAUCUCCAAACCGAAAAGAAUACUGUACAACGUCUCAUUGAACAAUUCAAUGUGGAUGAGCUAAUGCAGGCCGAUGAACCCGCAAAUAUGGACACCGUCAGUUCGUUCUAUAAAAUACCUGGUUUGAUUCCAAAACCUGUUAAGAAAUCGGCCAAGAAAGUGGUUGAAUAUACCAAGAAAGAGAGUGUAAAGAAGCAGACGGCCACACAACAGCAAAAGGAUAAGAAUUCGGCUCGCAUGCCCUUGGAUAUGGAGGAUAUGAUGUUGGGUGAUCAGCCUCAGGGUGAGCCCGAAAUGCCCGAACAGAUCCUUAAUGAAGAGGUGUCGAAUGAGAUUUUGGAACCAUUGCCGCACAUCAAGAAGACCAACAUACACAAGGAGGCCAUGGAGAAAAUGGAGAAAGAGGCCAUUGCCAUGAAGGAGAGCGCCCAAAAGAGCAAAGAAAUUGUGGCCCAAAUGAAGAAGGCGGCAGCUGCUGCAGCGGCGGCGGCAAUUACCAGUACCACUACCACCACGGAGAUAGUGCCGACAACAACAGUUGCUGAGGUUUCCACAACAUUGAGGUCUAAAUCUGGCCCCACAACUACGGAGACAGUUGUGGGUUCCUCAACAACUACAGCAACCACCACCACCCCUUCGACCACUAAGGAUACAGAAAUUACAACCACACAUCAUAGCUAUCAAGAAAUGUCCACAACAAGCGAUGGAGAAUCCUCAACAUUGAGUCAUGGGGCCUCCUCGACUGUUGCUCCAGCCACCAUUGGCCAUCCCAUGCACCCCCAACAAGCUCGCAGCUCCGUCAUAACCGAAGAAACCCAACAUGGCCAUGUUAAAGAGUCAGCUGACAACUCACAUUUCAUUCCGCCCAUGUUGAUGGUGAAAUCUCAUUAUGUUCCCCAGGCCAACAAACAUGGCCACAAUGAACAUCAAGGACAUGCACCUCAUGCUCCGGGGGGCCAACAGCCGCAGCAGCAACAUCACAUGGAUUCCAACACCCACUACAAUGAAGAUGCUACAAUGACGUCGCCGACACCAAAGAGUCACUCUGACAUGGCGAUGACAACAACAGCUAAGGCGAUAGAUGUUGAGUCCACAACCACACUGAAAUCCAAGGACAUUGAAAGAACAUUCGAAGAGAAUCAAAGUCAGACACAUCAGCAGUUGGCCGAGGAAGAGGAAAAGAAAAUUACCACCGAAUCAGCUGGACUUUUGCAAAUGAAAACGGACAAAGUAUCAGAGGGUGAGACCGAGGGGAGAGAAGAACAGACAACAGAAAAUGGCAACAUGAUACCAAUUACUCAGUCCCAACGAACAAAGGAAGAGGAACCGGAAGAACAGCAAAUCGGUAAACAUAACCAAAAUAUGAAAUUGGAGGAGGAAGUUCUGGCAACGAGUCAUGCAAAUGGCCAAGGCGAAGAAGAUGAAGUUGAUUCAACUCCAGUCACACCAUUGACCACCACAUCGCCACCUCAAUCCGUUGCUGACGAGCAGACCAGCACCACCACCACCACAACCAUAAAUCCCCACGAAGACAAAACUUUGCAGACAACCACAAUGAAGCUGGUCGAACAAACCGAAAAUCCAAAUUCCAGUGAUGACAUUGCAGAUAAAACCGAGCUGCCAACUGGGGCUCGGACGACACAAGCUACUGAUGCCGUGGCUGUGACAAAAGCAAUUGUAAUGAAAGAGGAAGAAUCCGACGAGACAGAACAAACCACAAAACUAGUCGAGGAGACAGCAGCACCAGCAACGAUGACGGCGUCGGCGGCAGAAGAAGGACAUCCAAUUUCAGAGGAAAAACAUGAUUUGGUAACAGAAACACCAACGCCAAUAGGAUUAACAACCCCAGCUGCAGUGGCCACCGAAAGCCAGAAUCGCCAAGAAUCCAAGACGACAACAACGAAUUUGAAUAAAGCAAAAUAUGCAGAAAAAAGUGUUACAACCACUGCGGAACAAGUUAGUCAAACAACUGCCCGAGUAACACCAGAUGAUACAAAGAAAAUCCUUGCUACGGAUAUCCAAACAACAUCCGGUUUAAUUGCAGCAACAGAACACAAAGAAAUAAUCACAACUGAGGCCACGGAAGGAGGAAGAGAAUCGGCGGCCAAGGGUGAAACAACGGAUGUGACUACAUUAAAGGCAACAGAAUCCACCAGUUCUCCAGGCGCCAGCACAACACUAAAACCCACAACAGAAACGAAUGAAACUAACACUAACAACCCACCCACAACAGAAGCAACGACAAAGAUUUCGGAAACUACAAGCAGUAGCAGCCAAACAACAUCAGCACCAUCAUCUGCAUUGCCUUCUUCCACCAUUACCACCACAACAGCAGAAAUUUCUACUACCACAACUACGACCACCACCACAACAACAACACUUCCACCUCCCAUCAGCUCCACCACCUCAACAACAACAGCAGCAGCACCAACAACAAAUUUGGCAUCGGAAACUACACGAAAUUUCUUAAAAGUUACCACAGAAAUGCCAUUUAAACCAAAUCGCCGACGCUCUCUAACCAAACCGGAAACCGUAAGUUAUAUGAAGAAAAUUUUAGGUUAAGUUUUACAAAAACAGAAACAAACACAUAACUCAAUAACAAAAACAACAAGAACGUGAUGAAAGGUAUUUAGGAAAAAAAGGAACUUGAAAGAGAAUUUCAGGUUUUGUAUAUUAGGGUGGGUCGGAUAAUUCUAUAUCUGAAGGUCUUGUGGGUAUGGGAGGUGGUCUUCUGUAGUUAUUCAUGUCUGUGUUAGGCCUUUUAUGGGUUCUCCAAAAGUUCUCUAGGUCUUCAGGGCAUAGGAGAUGGUUUUCUGUAGUUAUUCAUGUGUGUUAGGCCUUUUAUGGGUUCUCCAAAAGUGGAAUACCUUUAACGGUUUUUUAUGGUCUGAGGACCUUUUAGAAGACUUCUAUGGUAAGAAUAGGAGCUUUUGGCAGUAGAUGAUCUUGUAUAGGUCCAUAGCCUUCUGGGCAUAGGAGGAGACCUUCUGUAUUUCUACAUGUCUGUUUUGGGUCUUUUACGGGUUUCUAAAAGUAAAAUGCCUUUUGGAAGUCUUUGGACCUUUCAAUAGACUUCUAUGGCAAAAAGAAGAGCUUUUUCCAGUAGAAAACCUUGUAUGGGUCCAUAGUCUUCUGAGCAUAGGAAGAGGUCUUUUAUAUUUCUACAUGCCUGCUUGGGACCUCUUACAGGUUCUCCAAAAGUAGGUCUUAAGGAGAUAUUUUAAAAUACUUCUAUUGUUAGAAGAAGAACUUUUGCCAGUAGAAGAUUGUGUGCGGGUCUAUAGAUGGAAGAGCUUUUAAAGGUUUUCUAUAUCUCGAAGAUAUAGAAUGGUUUGAAGACCUAUUACAUAUCUUUUACGUAAACUGUAAGCUUUUAAGCCUGGUCUUUCAAUGGUUGUUUAUAGCUCUGCAAGUCUUCUUUGGAUAGUAGUCCUUUUGAGAGAUUUCAUGGGUCGAAAAGCUUUUACAGCUCCUCUUCUAUAUAUGUAGAAAUAUCUGCUUCAGACUUUUUACGGGUCCUACAAAAGUAGAAUGGCUUUUACAGGUCUUAAGUGGUCUGAGGAUCUUUAAAAAGAGGAGAAGAGCUUGUAUACGUCUAAAGCUAGAAGAGCUUUUAAAGGACUUUGAAUGCUAAUAUAUCUUUAUAUUUAGGGGACUUAUAGUUGGAAGACCUUUUGCAUAUGGCUGUGAGCUUUUAAGCCAGUCAUCUGUAGAUUUUAGGUCUUUCACAGGUUCUCUAGACAAGUUACAAGUCUUCUUUGAGUAGACGUUCCUUGGAUGGAUUUUUGGCCAGAUCUUCUAUAGCUUGAGAAACUUUUACAGGUAUGCUGUGGAUAGACGAGCUUUUACAGCUCUUCUGUGACUAGAAGGACUUUAACAGGUAAUCGGAAGAAGGACUUAUAAAAGUCUUCUAUGGCAAGAAAAGCUUGUAAAGUUUUUCUAUGGCUAGAAUAGCUUAUAUACAUAGGUCUUCUAUAGGUUUAAAGGUCUACUGUAGACGUAAGUGCUGUCACAGCUUUUCUAUGGUUAGAAGACGUUUCAUAGAUAUUAUAUGGAUAUUAUCUGGAAGAGCUUUUAAAGGUCUUCUAUAGCUAAAAGAUCGUGUACAGGUUUUUUGUGGCCAGAAGCUCUUAAUCAUGUGCUCCUAUGGCCAGAUGAGAUUUUACAGGUAUUCCAUAGCUAGUAUUUCUUCUAGAGGGUGUCUAUGGUUAGAAGAGCUUUACAGAUCAUCUUUGGCCAAAAGAGCUUUUACAAGUGUCUAUGGCUAGGCAAAAUUUUAUGAGUAGAAGAGCUUUUGUAGGUUUUCUGUGUCUAGAAGUACUUUUGCAGGUAUUCUGUUGCCAGUUGAACUCUUAAAUGGCUUCCAUGACCAGAAGAGCUUUUACAUGUAUUCCACGGCUAGAGGGAAUUUCGAAGGCGUUAUAUGGUAAUAAGAGCUUUUGGAGGACGUCUUUGGCUAAAAGAGCUUUAACAAGUUUCUAUGGCUAAACAAGGUUUUUCAGGUACUUUUACAUGGUUUCUAUGACAAAGUAAGCUUUUACAGGUAGUCCAUUUCUAGAAGAACUUCUAAAGGCUUUCUAUGGUCAGAAGAGCUUUUAGCGGACUUUUUAUGCCAAAAGAGCUUUUACAAGUUUAUAUGGCGAAGCAAUACUUUACAGGUAUUUUAUAGCUGGAAGAGCUUUUGCCGAUCUUCUGUGGCUAGAGGUCAUUUCGGAGGUCUUAUGUGACCUGAAAAUGUUUACAUGGUUUCUAUGACCAAAAGAGCUUUUACUGGUAUUUAAUAGCUAGAAGGUCUUUUAGAGGCUUUCUAUUGUUAGAAGAGCAUCUGGAGGACUUCUUUGGCCAAAAGAGCUUUUACAGCUCUUUUUUUACCAAAAGAGCUUAGGAGAGCUUUUGACUAUCUUCUGUGGUUAGAAGUUCAUGCUCAGGUCUUCUGUUGCUAGAAUUCUUUUCGCUGGUCUUCUAAGGCUUAAAGACUGGUCUCCUUUGGCUAGAAUAGACAUUAACAAUCUUCUUUGGCUAGAGGAACUUUUAAAGUCAUUUCAUGGCUGGAAGGUCGUUUAUAGGUUUUUAUGGUUAGGAGAGCUUUUACAGAUCUUCUUUGGUCAGAAAACUUUUACAGGUUUCUGUGAGUAAACAAAAUUAAAGUAGAGAAGCUUUUACAGGUUCUCUAUAGCUAAAAGAGCUUUUACAUGUAUUAUAUGGCUACAAGGGGAAUUCUUUGGCCAGAAGGCAGGUUUUCUGCACCUUUAGAACUUUCUACAUGCCAUUUAGACUACGGCACCUUUAGAACUUUUUGUAGUUUUCUAUUGCUAUGAAAGCUUUUGUAUGUCGUAUGUGACUAGAAGAGCUUGUACAUGUUUUCUGGGGACAAAAACGACCAGAAAACGUUUUAUUGGCAUCUAGAAGACUUCUUACAGGUUUUUGAUGGCUACGAGACCCUUUACUAUUCCUCAAAGUUAUGCCACCUUUUAUAGGGAUUCUUUAUCUGGGAGACCUUCCCAGGGGUUUCUAUAUCUAAUUAGCUAUGAGAGCUUUUAUAUGACGUAUGUGGCCAGAAUAGCUUUUACAGUUUCUCGGAUGACAAAAAGAGUAGAAGUUUUAUUGUCCUUGAAAAUCUAAAAGACUUUUUACAAGUUUUUGAUAGCUAGAAGACCCUCUACUAUUUCUCUAAGGUUACACCACCUUUUGCAGGGGGUCUCUAUGCCUCCCUGAGUUUCUAUAUCUAAAAGGUUAUAGAUUUUAUAUGAUUUUUUAAAGUUCUUUUCUUUAGAUGUGAUAUUGUAAUAGGUGUUACAGAAUUGUUAUACCUUUUAUAGAUCCAAGACCUUCUGCAGGUCUUCUACAUGACUUUUUACAUCCCAGAAGUCCUUAUCUAGGCCUCCUUUACAGGACGAUCUUUCACAGCUAUCAGCUACAUAUUGGCAUUCCUCCAUGUAUUGAAUAUCAUUCUUAAUAUCCGGCACACCCUAAUAUACAAACGAAAGAGCAACUUAUGACAUCCUUUUGCGAACAGAAAUAGUAACAUAAUAAAAUGUAGAGAAUCUAUACAAAACAUGCACAAAAUGAAUAUAACUUCUAACAGGUUUUAGAGAGUUACAAACAAAACAAAAAUAAUAAAAUUCAGUAGCAUAGCAACAUAACAACAACAUGUAUAUCCUUAAUCCUUUAAACUUAAACUUAAACUAAAACACACUUUGUUUUGUGGAAGAACAAAUUAAAUAAAUUUUGUAUAUUUUACCUUUAAGUCAUUUUAGAAUUAUUUACAUAAGUCCCACUCCAGUUCGUUUUUUAUGUUGUUUUUAUAAUUCAGUUAAAAUAACAAUAUAACCCUUUUCCCCUUCUCCCAAAAAACUAAAAAAAGGAUUAAGGUAACACCACACACACGAACAAACCAUAGUCGGCAUGGAAAUAAUAAAUUAUUUGUGAACAAGAGAAAAAUGUCAGUAAUAGUCUGUAAAAAAAAUCCCAACACAAAACAUAACACAGAACAUUAAAUUGUAUUAAAAAAAACGACGGAGAACAAGGACAAGAACAAGAAAAAUAAAUAAACCCGAAAACCAAAAAAUAUCCAACUCAAAAAAAAAAAAAAUGGAAAAACAUGUUGGUAUAGUCAGAGUCAAUUUAUAAGAAAAAUAAAUCUAAAAAAACCAAAACCCCCAAAAAACAGGAUGUACGUUUGUUACACUGGUCUUCCCGUUUUAAACAACAGACCCUUAACACAAACAAACAAACACACACACACAAGGACACCACUAACAAGGAUGUUGAGUAAUGAAAACAACAACACACCAUUCACAAAUGUAUGUCAUGCAACAGAAAAUGCCAAAUAAAUUUAUUGAAUACAAAAUUUAAUUAUAUUUAAAAGGAA
Messenger RNA from Musca domestica (house fly), 7934 nucleotides. RefSeq names its product mucin-2. The coding region runs from base 158 to 3625 and encodes 1155 amino acids. The record is from RefSeq and is a predicted model, not a curated record. The transcript is spliced from 6 exons. Lineage: Eukaryota; Metazoa; Arthropoda; Insecta; Diptera; Muscidae.